Messenger RNA from Thunnus maccoyii (southern bluefin tuna), 1298 nucleotides. It is a transcript of the gene pnx, whose product is annotated as posterior neuron-specific homeobox. The record is from RefSeq and is a predicted model, not a curated record. Lineage: Eukaryota; Metazoa; Chordata; Actinopteri; Scombriformes; Scombridae. Gene Ontology annotation, biological process: regulation of DNA-templated transcription. Bases 610 to 1191 code for a protein of 193 amino acids. Gene Ontology annotation, molecular function: DNA binding; DNA-binding transcription factor activity, RNA polymerase II-specific. The transcript has 2 exons.
GGUUAUGUGUAAAAUUAUUAACCUUUUAUCUGAUUUUCCUUCUGUGUGUCUCCGCCAGCAGAGCUGAGCUGCUGCAGUGAUCAGAUGGUCAACAGCUCUCAUAAAGUUGUAAGUGGGCUUCUAAUUAAACCAAAGCUCACUCAACAUGACAAACGGCGCUAUGGAAACUGGCACACAGGAGACAAAAAGGCGCAGACUUUCCCUUUGAUGAGUCCAUCAAUUAGCAUCACAACCGGCGUUCACGUGUCCUACCAGCGUAAAAUCUCACAUUUGCAAAUAAUGACAAGCUAAAGCACAAUAAGGAACACGGAGGAUGAGAAAGGGGGCACAUUUUAACCAGAUGCCCGGCAAUAAAUAACAGGCUCGAUGCCCCCCAGCUGAGAGCGCAUCAUUUACAUUUUUGGGGGGUCUCACGGGGCCGGAGCGUGUCCGCACAGGAAGCACAGAGGCUGCUGAUUGUUCCUGAAAGACGCAUCGCUUCGUUUGGGUCACUUUUUGAAUGAAAUGUAAAUGUGGCGGCGUGUGCAGAAGCCGCAUAUAUAAACCCCCAGAGGAGCGCAGGCAGGGACACUGAUACCUGCGUCCUCAUCGGCCCCACAGCGAGCUGACAUGCAGCCAGUUGCAGCCAAACUACCGCUUAUCCACAGAACACCGUUUUCUGUGGAGGAUAUUCUGGACCCCACAAAAUUUACAAGGAAAAUUAUCAGUGCAGAUGAUGCAGCAGCUGCAGGAGCUUCUACUGUCAGAGAUGAACUCAGAGAGAAGCAGCAUCCUCCUCCAGCAGGUGGAAGCCCGGAGGAGGCAGCUUCAGGUCCGGAGAAGCGUCAGGGGUCAAAGGGCAAAAGCAGACGGAUCCGCACCGCCUUCUCCUUGGAGCAGCUGCAGAUGCUGGAGCACAGCUUCCAGAGGUGCCACUACCUGUCGGUGCUGGAGCGGCACGCCAUCGCCUCGGCCCUCCGCCUCUCCGAGACUCAGGUCAAGAUCUGGUUUCAGAACAGACGCACUAAGUGGAAGAAGGAGCGGCAGUUGGGGAGGGAGGCGGAGGAGGAGCAGCAGCAGCAGUUUGGCUUCGCAUCACAUCCUGCAGUCUGCUCGUCUCUGACCUACAGUCCUCUUUACUGCCAGCAGCGCACGCCACUCCAGCUGUUUGCACCUCUGCCUCUGGUGCCUUUUCACCAUUAUUACACAUGAUGCACUGAGAACAUUACGGACCAACAUGUACUGAAGCAAAACUAUUAUUAACACUUACAGGAGAGCUGUUAAUGUGCCAAACAGGACUGAGUUUAAAUAAUGAAAAU